Blepharisma stoltei is the source of this 1688-nucleotide messenger RNA. Lineage: Eukaryota; Ciliophora; Heterotrichea; Heterotrichida; Blepharismidae. The record is from the annotation of a GenBank genome assembly.
AUGCCAUUUGAUAAUGAUUGGAAAGACCGAGAAUCAAGGUUCGACUUUGUAGUUAUCAGUAUUUUAGUAUCAGAAUUUGGAAUUGUCUUCUUAUUCUUAGCCGGGUGCAUUGUAAAACUUAAACAAACAGGUGGGUGAAAGAUGAGGAAAAUUAUGCUACUAAUUUAUCUCGGAAUGACAACAUGCCUAUUAACUCCCCUAUCCAUGAUUGAACAUAAAAAUUUUUGUUCAGGGUAAUUUUAAAAAAAUUAUAUAGUAAAAUUUUUUUCCAAAGCUUAAAAAACACUUUUUAAAAAAAUUGAACUAAAAUAAUUUAAUAUAUAUAUCAAAAAUAAAAAAUUCAUAUCGACAAAAUUUUUUUAUUCACUCGUGAAAAGUGGCUUUACCCAAAAUAAGGGUUUUUCUAAUGGUUUUGUUCUCACAUGGAGGGAUGAGGAUUAAGGAUUUUACUUAUGCUUGAUUUUUGGCUUUAUUACUCACAGAUGAUAUCAGAUAUAUUGCUCUUUUUAGCUCCAACUCCUUUAUUUAGCUGUGGCUGCGUUCUUGUUCUUAUGUGGUAAUUUUUAUAUAGAGUUGAACUUUUUCUUGUCAUGUCCUGCAACUACGAAAUCCCAUUCAAGCUUUUUGUCUACUCUAAAUGCAAAAUAAUGUUGAUUUUUGUGAACAUUUUAGCUUAUGGCUCAAUAAUAAUUUUUGCUAUUUUAGGCUACACAAUGUCUGGCUUUAAUUUUGGGACAUCAAUGAGGCUUCUUCACGCAAGUAUUUCUUUGUUUUUAUUAACCUCCACUCUGUGAGAGAACAAAAAAAUUUUGUUCGUUAACGGAGGGGGUUAAUUUUUUUUUUAAAAAUUUAUAUAUAAAUUUUAUAGUAAUUUUUUAUCUCGAAAUAUUAGAAAGUAAAUAUUAAUUUAAUUUGGAAAAUUUUAUUUCUUAAAAAGCAAGCUGUUUAAAAUUAAACACAAUUAGCUAGAGAUUCCAUAAUACUAUGUAUCACUUAUAUAUCAAAUAUAUUUUUUCAUAAAAAAUUUUUAUAUAAUAAAAUGUUUAUUGGAUCGUGGUGGAGGGUGGGUUUUAGGCAAAAAAUAGGGAUUUUUCAAAUGAUUUUGUUUACUCACAGAGGGGGAGUAAGUGGUUUUAUUAUAUCUGGGGUUAUUUUGGCAGGAAGGGUAAAGCAAAUGACACUGGAGCGGCCCUAUAAGCUAAUAAAAUGAAUCGGAGUUGCUGUGCUUGCUUGCAGUUUCAGAUGUGCUUCAUAUGGAGUUAUGGCAGUUGAUGGAAGCAUGUGGGGAUUGCUAAACACAACAUAUGGAUGAGGUAUAAGUGUCUUAAUCGACUUUAACCUUGUUGAGAUAUGUCCUAUACUUGUGUUCCUGAAAGCUUGAAGAAUAGCCGAGUACUAUUCUAGCGCCACAAGCAGUGAAAUUGAUAUGGACAACGAUCUAUCAUCCUUAAAACGGUUUGUAUCUGGUGAAUUCUCUGAUUUUUCCAAUACAAUUGAUGUUAAAGAAUAUAGAGGUUUCCUCUAUAUAGCGCUGAAAGCGCAGACAUUUUCCCAGAGCUUUCCAAGUUCGUCGGACCAAAUCGCUUUUUGGUCCGACCAAGGCAUUGAUUUGGUGCAACCAACCGAUAAAUUCCGAUCAGAAUUUAUCGGCCUUACAGCGCGCCAAACAUAGGAAACUUCUAUAUUAA